CACACAGCCUUAUCGCCGCGCAGCGCUCCAGAGUAAGCUGAAACAGAGGCACUUGAGCAGUGAACAGGAAGUUAAAGUGACAGGUUGCCGAAGGCCGCGGCGUCAUUCGCGGAUCUCGUAAGCCUGUCGGGUUCUGCAAGGCAUGCAGAUGGCUCAGCGCGGCCAGCAGAUGACAAGGCCAGGGGAAGAAAGCCAAAGAGCCAUGGAGGAGGACAUCAGGAAGAGAGGCAUGCUGUAUGUACAGCAGCAGAGGUUCGGCAAGAAAUGGAAGAAGGUGUGGUCCAUUAUUUACAGAGAGAGCAGCCACUCUGUCUCCCGGAUGGAGUUCUUUGAGUACAAAGACAGCGCGACAUUGGCGAACGUUGAGAAGUCGGAGCGGACGGGCCGCAAGCAGGAGAACAAGAAGGUCAUCAAGCUGCGCGACUGCAUACGGGUGUCACAGACCGACAAUGAAAGCUGCCCCAAAGACUGCAGACCCUUCCUGGUGGAGACCACAGAGAAAAUCUUUCUGUUUGCGGCGGAGAUCUCCGAGCUGGAGGGCUGGACCCAGGCACUGUGUGAGACAGCUUUCCCAAAGAGCUGGGGUGAACCAGGAAUCAAGAAGCGAGGCAGCAUCAUGCAGUCCAGGGGAGAUGGGGCUGAAGUGGAGAUGGAGGACAACACCCUCUACAGCGCACGGGACAGCGUGAUGAAGGACUUUAAGGUGACAAUAAGGAAGACAGAGGUCUCUGAAAAAUGUCGGUUGCGUGGGACCUACACUCUGCGGACCGAUUUUGACAGCCUUCUGCUCAAAGAUGUGAAGUCUGGGGAGGUGAUCUUCACCUGGCCUUACCGAUUCCUAAGGAGGUUUGGGCGGGACAAGGUGACUUUCUCCUUUGAAGCAGGGCGCCGAUGUGACUCAGGGGAGGGCAACUUUGAGUUUGAGACCAAGCAGGGAAAUAUUCUCUUCCAGGCUGUGGAUAGAGCCAUUAACCUUCAGAAAAGCAACAUGGCCCCCCAGCGUCAAGCUUCAGGAGGAGUGGAUGUUGUCCUGGACAAUGGCACUACUUAUAGCACAGUCAAUGACAUCCAGCCCAGAGAGUGCCCCCCCCCAUCACAAGGUUCCCGCUCUCGGCUAGAGCUGCCCGCCGACAAGAUGCUCACUGGGGUUAAGAGUCUGAAUCUUGACACCAGACCACCUCCCCACAAGAACCAGGUGAAGAGCAUCUCAAGUUGCCCAUUGCUCAAUAGUGAGGACUCAACCUACUCCCAGAUCUCCAUGCCCCGGGAACAGGGGGAGCGAGUGGAGAGGGCACAGGAGAUGCCCUCCUCUAAGCCUGUCUCGCAGGACUCAGAGUAUUCCCUUCCAUUUGAUGCCAUUGCCAAGAAUCUGAGCACUUUGCUUGCUGCUUCCCAUUCAUUCAAAAUGGAGGAUGAGGGUUGUAGGGAGACCUCUGUAGAUGGAGAAGAACAUUCAGAUCCCUUGUAUGACUCUAUUGAUGAGUCAGCCAUUAGGUCAGCCAUCCGGAACAAGGGUACAAAGAAGUCGACAUAUACGAAGGCAGAACACAUUUAUGAUGAGCCAGAAGGUUGUGCUGUAGAAGUUAUUGCUGCCAGGGACCCCCUGUCCUUCUAUGAUAACCCAGAGGAGUUCAAAGGUCAUGCUUGGAAAUAUAAGGGCUCUGCAGACCCAAGUGGCCAUGAGUAUCCAUACAACCCCAACAUUGAUGACUAUGCUGUGCCCCAACCACCAAGGAAAGCUCUGCCUGUGAAUGAAGAGGACUCUCCAUACGAUAAUGUAAUGGUGAAAAAGACUUAAAGGGGGAACAGAUAAUCUCACACCCAAAACCACAUUAAGUUUUGAAAUCUUCCACAAUUUUUGCAAGAAACUGCAAAAAUUUCAACAACUAUGAACUUCGAUACAAGUACAUAUGUUGCAGACGUCUAGCAUAUGCUAGCUUUGCCUGUCCCACCUGUCUCACAUGCCUCACUUAUUUGUAACUGAAGGAUAGCAACCUACAGAAUAAGAGUAGAUAAUUAUAAGCAAAAUAAAUGUGACAGAUUUUUUUUUUCCUCAGCUUUAAUAGAUUUAUUGUUUUGUAAAACAUUUUAGUAAAACCCUCAUUCACAAACAGCCUCUUCAGAGUCACUGUGGCAAUCGCUCUGCUUGCUCCAUGGGAAGAGAAUGCUUCUUCACAGAUGGAUACAGAUUUUUUUAUUAUAAAGUAAUAUAUUUUUUAGGAAAACGUAAAGACAUUGACCAAUAUCUGAAAGCUACAAUGUAUUGUGCAGGAAAGGUUUAGGGCCAGUGUUUAAUAUCAGUAAUACAUUUUGAAAAAUACAAAAUUUGGGAUGUCGUGUAAAAUGUAAAUAAAAAACAGAAUGUCAUGAUUUGCAAACAUAUAAACCCAUAUUUAAUUACAAAUAGGGCAAAGACAAUAUAUCAAAAAUUGAAAUUGAGGAAUUAUAUUGUUUUAUGACAAAUAUAUGGGCAGCUUUUUUGGCAAUGGAGUUGUAGGCUAAUGCACAUCAGCUAUGUCAUUAUCAAUAGAAAUUACAGCUGAAAGGCUGAUAUUCAAGGAAAGGGACCCUGAUGUCUUCAUUGGUCGGUACCUCUACCAUAUAGAAAAUGAAGAUGUCACAAUGCCCUAUUUGUUCUUUUAAUCCUGACACUCCAGCCUUGUCCCUCCUGUAUGGUCCUUCACCAAGGCCGGCUCCUUGCUGUGCCUCUCCUCAAAAGGAAUGGAUAUACAAACAAUGAAAUCCACUGCGUACGCACCCACUCUGAAGGGAUCUUUUCAGCAUGUGCCAUGCAUUCUGAUAUUUUGGAGAGGAUGGUAACGCGGCCGGCACAGGGGGCUGUGAUUCCGAUUCUGUCUCCCUCUCUUAUGCAAUGGAGCCCCCACCUAACAGACACAGCAUGCAGUUUGCAGAGUCUAUAAAUCUGGAGUGGGCAGUGAGAGUGCAGACUGAGUAGAAAUGACUGUGGCUUUGCUGAAUGCUGCCUUCUUUGGCACAAAUGUGUUUACCCUGCACUCUGUGUAGACACGUUGCCCCUUUGGGUGGCCUGGUAACUCUAGUGUCAAACAUUACACACAGAAUACUACAACAAUUAAGAGAGGAUCCUUGAAAACCGUGUAAAUGAUUCACGAACGCAGGGAGCCAGUGUAAUAAAUCACUCAGAAACACAAUCUAAAUGCAAAUACAAAUGUUUAAAAAUUCAAAUAAAUCAGCUCAAGCAAACCUCAGCUGAACCAUUGAUAGAUGGGGAAAAUAGAGAUCAGCAGAAAGGAUUAAAAAAAACAGGCUGUUGAGCUGAAUGUGUUUCAUCGUGACACUUGUGAUUCACAGUUAUUCCGAACUGUUUCUUUCCCUUGCUGGUUCCUCAUUUCAUGUUUGUGUAAUAUGUGCAAUAGUGUGUAAUGUGUGUAAAUAUAUUGCAAUAAGGUCAUCAGCAGAGCUGCCUGAAGGUGAGAUAAUAAAAGCAAUAUUUAAAUGCACAGAA
Molecule: messenger RNA, 3484 nt
Organism: Paramormyrops kingsleyae
Lineage: Eukaryota; Metazoa; Chordata; Actinopteri; Osteoglossiformes; Mormyridae
Gene: dok2
Product: docking protein 2
Biological process (GO): positive regulation of MAPK cascade; Ras protein signal transduction; cell surface receptor protein tyrosine kinase signaling pathway
Cellular component (GO): cytoplasm
Source: RefSeq, a predicted model, not a curated record